This is a messenger RNA of Vombatus ursinus (common wombat), 2160 nucleotides long. RefSeq names its product regulator of microtubule dynamics 2 (gene RMDN2). The transcript is spliced from 13 exons. Gene Ontology annotation, molecular function: microtubule binding. Gene Ontology annotation, cellular component: cytoplasm; spindle microtubule; mitotic spindle pole. Lineage: Eukaryota; Metazoa; Chordata; Mammalia; Diprotodontia; Vombatidae. The coding region runs from base 418 to 1707 and encodes 429 amino acids. The record is from RefSeq and is a predicted model, not a curated record.
CACGACCACAUCUACUCUCCUCCUAUUUUCUUCCAUAGAUUCCUGACAGUCAGGGAGUACUCUGUGGGAAUUAGCCCUGGGCAUUUGCUCAAUCCCCCCUUUUGAGUGCUGGGGCUAUGAAGAUAAGCUCACAAGGAAACCCCUGGAGCAGAACUCCCAGAACCCUGGAGCCAUUCUACUCUCUGUUCACCCUUGCAGCUGUGACCAUGAGAAUGACCCAAAACUUCUACCACACUCUCUAAUCCCAGUGCGAAUGAUUGGAAUUGCUGACUGGUGAGACUGACUGAAAAUUCUCCCAAACCCCACCCAGAAAUGUUGGCAGACAGGGACUGCCACUGUCAAUAACAGAAGUGUUGAAACUCUGAAGUCAAGGUCUUACUGGUGGUUAAAACUUCAAAGAAACAAAAGAACAGAGAAAUGUCUCAAUCUACAAGUAGAGGAUUAAUAUUUGGCAUCGUGAUGGGGACUGCUGGAAUAAGCUUGAUCAUUGUAUGGUACCAAAAAAUUCGUAAACCUGGCACAACAAUGAAUUUGCCUAAAUUUCUGUCAUUGAACGAUGAACUUCAUUCAAUGGAUUUGCAAGAGGCAGUUCAUGAUGAAAGAGGAACAGUAAUGGUCUUACAGCAAAGUCAGUUUCAGAUACUGGAGAAAUUAAAUGAUUUACUGGUGAGUGUGGAAGAACUCAAAGAGGAAGUCAGAUUUCUCAAAGAAGCUAUUCCAGAGUUGGAGAAACAUGUUCGAGUUGAACUCCGAGGGAAGACAGCUAUCCACAGGACAAGUCCUCAGCAUCGAGCCACUAGAAAGAAAAAAGCUGAGGCAGGCAGGGUUCUCUCGACUAGCAAUAGUUCUGAAGAGGCAGAAAGUGAAGGAGGGUAUGUUACAGCUCAGAGUGACACUGAAAAAGAGCAUGUAGCUGGCCAUAAGGCAAAUAAAAAAUCAGCAAAAAAACUGAGCUUACCUGUUCUUACUCAGAUGGUUGAUGACUUACAUUUAAAAGGUGAUUCUGAUAAACAGACAAGUUUUGAACUCCUGUGCAACUAUAAAAAUAAGUAUAAAGAUGAAAUUGAGUUUAUUUGGAGAUUAACUAGAGCUUAUGGGGAUAUGUGUGAUCUAUCCACAGAUGUGGAAGAAAAGAGAAAAUAUGCUUCUGAUGGAAAAGACCUGGGUGAAAGAGCAAUUUCUCAGGCUCCCAAGAAUGGAUAUUGUCACCUAUGGUAUGCUAGCUUGUGUGGCCAUGUAGCCGAGUGUGGGGGACUACAAAAUAAAAUCAAAUAUGGCCAUCUUUUUAAGAAACAUCUAGAUAGAGCAUUAGAACUUAUACCUGAUGAACCCUUUUUAUAUUACCUCAAUGGAAGAUACUGCUAUUCUGUUUUCAAAUUGAAUUGGAUGGAGAAGAAAAUGGCCUCUACUCUUUUUGGGGUGGUACCAUCUUCGACUAUAGAUGAAGCCUUGAGAAAUUUCCUGAAGGCUGAAGAGUUAAAACCUGGAUAUUCCAAGUACAACUAUGUAUAUUUGGCAAAGUGCUACAAAGAUCUUGGACAAAAAGAAACUGCUUUGAUGUAUUGUGAUUCUGCUUUGCUACUUCAUUCUAUUAAUAAAAAGGUAGUCAGUGCCGGGCAGUGUGCCAGGAUCUGGGGAGACAAAAACAAAAAAGAGAUGAAGCCUGCCUUCAGGGAGCUUACCUCUGUCAGCGGGAAGGGAGCCUGACAACAUGUGCACACACAAGAUCAUCAGGCACAGGAAGAGUUAGAACGUGUAAUCCUUUCUUUAAAGUAGAUUUAAAAACAGGAGAUUUUACUUCAGCAAACCAGAUGCAACAACUUUAAAAUAUAAAUGAUGAAAAUUCAAGUGGUCAACUAUGCAACUUUAAUAUCACAUUAUGGAUUUCUGUCUUGAUUUGGGAGAUUGUGAUUUAGAUUUAGAGGGUGAUCUUUCCCCCCUGGUGGUGAAGAAAUGUGUUUUCGAAAUGCAUUCCAUGACUGGCAGAGUCACAAAGCUAAUCAUGUUACUGGAAGACUCCAUGAGAUCUGUAAUACUAAUACCAAAUUAUUUCUAACAGUGUUGUAUUUGUAUAUUUGAUGUUCUGUUUCCUAUUGACUAAUCAGCGCCGAUUCUUUAGAGUCUCCAAGAAAAAAAAAAGAAAAAGAGAAAGAAAUAAAA